Messenger RNA from Sugiyamaella lignohabitans, 690 nucleotides. It is a transcript of the gene THG1, whose product is annotated as Thg1p. Gene Ontology annotation, biological process: tRNA modification. Lineage: Eukaryota; Fungi; Ascomycota; Dipodascomycetes; Dipodascales; Trichomonascaceae. Bases 1 to 690 code for a protein of 229 amino acids. The record is from RefSeq and is a predicted model, not a curated record. The transcript has a single exon. Gene Ontology annotation, molecular function: tRNA guanylyltransferase activity; magnesium ion binding.
AUGAACGGUGCUGCUAAAGCUGUCAUGACUGCUCUCCCUGAUAUAUUUAUUGCAUACGGAGACAGUGACGAGUACUCAUUUGUGCUAGAUAAAGACUGUCAAUUAUUUGAGAGACGUGAAAGCAAACUUGUAUCCACUGUUGUCAGCACUUUUACUGCUCACUACAUAAGCUUAUGGGACGAGUUUUUCCCAGGACGCAAACUGGAACUUAAUCAUCUGCCUACUUUUGACGGUCGUGCCGUGGUAUAUCCAUCCAAGACCAUUGUCAGGGACUACUUAGCAUGGCGACAAGCCGACUGCCAUAUCAACAACCUCUACAACACAACAUUCUGGACACUGGUCCAAGAUGGAGGUCUGACAACGAAAGAAGCUGAAGAAAAACUAAAAGGCACUCUAUCAAGCGAUAAAAAUGAGAUUCUGUUCAGCCAGUUCGGAAUUAAUUACAAUAAAGAGCCCGAAAUAUUCAAAAAAGGGACAGUGAUUGUGCGUGAGUACGAAACCCCCAACACAGACGGCCCAUCUCCCGUCUCCACACCCACCCCAACACAGCCAUCAACUCCCCCAGCACCAUUGACACAGAGACAACUCCAACGACGGCUGAAAAAGAAGUCGAAGGCCACUAUUUCGACCCUGCAUACAGACAUCAUUGGCGACGAUUUCUGGAACAAACGGCCCUAUCUCCUGGAAUAA